Molecule: messenger RNA, 891 nt
Organism: Pichia kudriavzevii
Lineage: Eukaryota; Fungi; Ascomycota; Pichiomycetes; Pichiales; Pichiaceae
Exons: 1
Coding region: 1-891 (296 amino acids)
Source: RefSeq, a predicted model, not a curated record
AUGUCAGUAGGAAAUUUCGGUUACCUUUUUUUAACCUUCUUCAUUUCAAUGAUUCAACCAGUUUUAUACAAGAGAAAUGGCAAGAUAGCUAUUUUCUAUUUGCGAAUAGACUGUUCCCCUCAUGAUAACUAUAUCAAAAUUCAACUCACUGAUGUAUAUAACUUUGCAAGUUAUUUUGAGUCUAAUACAAGAGAAGAGUUGAUCGAUUAUACAUUUGACUUGAAUAAACUGACGAAAUUUGAUAAAGGAGCUGUUCCUAAAAUAUACGAAAAUAUGUAUACCUUAGUCGAAAAGCUCAAACCAGUUUUAUCGGAAGAUUUCAAAUGCACGUUAAACGAAGAUGCACUUUUAUUGAUAAAUGGGUCUUUCAAAUACCUGUUCCCAUUGCAGAGCAUGCCCGAUUCUGACAAUCUACUAUACAUCAAAGAGAUAUAUACUAAUUUGGAAAAGCUUUCCAUUUACGAGCACCUGCUGAUAGAAAACCUAACAAACCAUAUACACACGAAAAAUCAAAUACUUGAGAAAAUAGCACGUGAAUACCAUAAUAAAGUGAGUUAUUCACGUAAUGAAAAAUUUGAUAUACUGAAAAGUAAGCACAUAAAAGACUUAUUUAUCAACAAACAAAUCAUGAAAUUCUUAGUCUCUAAACCUGAAGAGAUUGUAGAAGAAUCCUCCAAAAUAUCAGGUAUUGAUUCUAAAUGUUUAUUUACCACCGGGACCCAGUCCAUUUGGAAUAAAAUUGAAAGUGAACCAAGGAAAGAACCAGAGUUAAUCAUUCCUGAAUUCGGUAAGACUGAUCGCAAGGAAGACUUAAAUGGACCAUCUAACCCGACAUCAAAGAGGAAACUGCAAGGUUUACUUAGAAGAAUAAAACGUAGUAAAAUACAAUGA